AAAUAUAAGAAAAUUUAUUAAUUAUAGUUGUCUUUUCACAAGGAUUUAAAAAAAAAAAAAUCUACCUUACAGACGAAAAAGCAUCAAUUUCAUUAUUCAAAUUAUCGAACAAUACUACGAAUUUAAAAAAUACCAGUAAUUAAUCCAAAUUUCUGAAUUAUCAGCAACUCAUGGGAGGAAGAUCAGAGGAUUUCUCAUACGGCAGCGUUUCCCUCUUAAAAACCCUACUUCCGAAAAGGAAAAAUCCCAAAGUAUGGCCGGCGGCAGCCGCCAGAAAAACGCCGCCGUUGAACGACAUGACGGCGAGCAUCACCAGGUAAGCGACACCCACACGAAGACCAUGCAACAGCGUCUGCGUAAUACCUGCCACGACGUUGGCGGAAUCCGGCCGGAUGAACCGGCUAUGCGAUAGCCACUCGAUCAGGAAAGCCAUAAAAAAGACGACUACCAAGGCUACUGCAUACAUUCCGGCGCGUGUUCCGGGCCAACCCGAGAAAAGGAUCUCCGAGUUUUUGCCCCAAAAGAAAGUCAUGUGCAUCAUCAUGUGUUGGUGUUGAUUCAUUCCCAUUCCUGAGGUUCCGUUCACGUCUGGCAUAGGUGGUGUCGCCGCCGCGCCACCCAUUCCGUGCAUGUGAUCACCUUCCAUGUCUGGCUACCAGAAAAAUGAAAACUACAAACAAUUUUUCCAACGAAAAAUUGGGGUUAGGACAAAAUUAUGAAAUUGAAAAUCAAUUUUGAAAGGGGCACAAACAAUUCCGUUUUGAGGUAAUAUAAGAAGAGAAAUUAAAUUAGGGUUUCCAGAUUGAAGAGAUGGUAGUACAUUACUAUCGUACCAAAAAAAAUCAUUUGUGGUAUAGUCUUCAAUUGGGAAACACCAUAAGGAGAUUGAUCAGUUUUUUUUGGUAAAAAAGGCAACAAUUUGAUAUCUCGGCAUUCAAGUUCUUGGAAUCUACAUUAAUUUACCUUGCCCCCACCUUGUUAUUUU
This is a messenger RNA of Rubroshorea leprosula, 985 nucleotides long. The record is from the annotation of a GenBank genome assembly. Lineage: Eukaryota; Viridiplantae; Streptophyta; Magnoliopsida; Malvales; Dipterocarpaceae.